GGUGGUGGACCGAUUUUCCAAGGCGGCCCACUUCAUCCCUCUCCCCAAGCUCCCAUCCUCCCGGGAGAUGUCUCAACUGAUGGUGGACAACGUCUUCCGCCUUCAUGGUCUUCCGGUCAAUGUCGUGUCUGAUAGGGGUCCUCAGUUCACCUCUCGGUUUUGGAAAGAGUUCUGUCGACAGAUCGGGGCCUCAGCGAGUCUGUCGUCAGGUUUCCAUCCUCAGACCAAUGGGCAAUGUGAGCGAGCCAACCAGGAACUCCAACAUCCAACUGACAUCCAACAAUCCCAGUUCCUGGAGCCAACAGCUCUCGUGGGUGGAAUAUGCUCACAACUCCCUACCCGCCUCAGCCACAGGUAUGUCCCCAUUUGAGUGCUCUCUGGGUUAUCAACCACCUCUGUUUCCCUCCCAGGAACUCGAUGCUGCGGUUCCUUCAGCUCUGGCGUUCGUCUGGUGGUGCCACCGGACCUGGACGAGGGCCAGAGAGGUUUUGGCCCAAACCUCCCUGAAGACCAAGACAGCGGCCGAUCGCCACCUGGUCUCUCCUCCUGCGUAUGUGUGCGGUCAACGGGUAUGGCUCUCCAUCAAGGACCUACCUCUCCGGGCGCCUUCCCGUAAGCUGGCACCCAGGUUCAUUGGGCCAUUCCGGAGCGCCAAGGUGGUUAAUCCAGUGGCCGUGCGGCUCAAGCUUCCUCCACAUCUUGGUCGAGUUCACCCUGUAUUCCAUGUUUCCAGGGUUAAACCCGUAGUCUCCUCCCAUCUCAACCCAGCCAGUUCUCGGCUCACCCCCCCUCCCCCUCGACUGGUGGAUGGCAUUCCGGCAUAUACCGUCAGGAAGUUGCUGGACAUCUGCCGUCGAGGCAGGGGCUUUCAAUACCUAGUGGACUUGGAGGGUUAUGGCACUGAUGAGAGGUCGUGGAUUCCCUCGCGGGAUGUGUUGGACCGGUCGUUGAUCAUGGACUUCCACCGGAGACGAGCUCUCGUUGGCGUUCACCUCGACCUCUACCCAUCGCAGGCAACUACCCGCAGGCGGAGUCCGGAUUCCAUUCCUGGUCGUGGUCGACCUCCAGAUUCUCAGCACUGGUCCCGGGUUGAGUGGGGUCCCCAGUCACUUCCCUCCACGUCUUAUUGUCGGAGACCUAUCCUCAGCCCGAGUCGCCGUGUUCAUCCCUUCUGGGGACUCCAGUUCUCACCGGUUGGGUUUUGUUCUAUUGACUGCUGCCUGUAUUUAAUAAACUCCUUCGGAUUUCGCCGCACUUGGGUCGUCCUGUAUUUCUGUCAUGACACAUACGUACUACAAUAAACUGCACGAACAAAGUACUAUCACAUUUUUACUAUAGUAAUACUAUUUCUUUCUGUAUUUAGCACUAUAGAAUAUAUUAUAUAUCACAUAAUGGCAAAUGUCAUUGUUUUACCAAUAUUAAUUCGUAGUACUACCCCAGUAUCGCCACUACUUGUAAAGGUGGUCAUUUUGAAUUCACCACAACUGUCAUGAAACAAAGGAAAUAAUGAUUAAGUUUGAAGGAC
Molecule: messenger RNA, 1525 nt
Organism: Triplophysa rosa
Lineage: Eukaryota; Metazoa; Chordata; Actinopteri; Cypriniformes; Nemacheilidae
Exons: 2
Coding region: 105-1301 (398 amino acids)
Molecular function (GO): nucleic acid binding
Source: RefSeq, a predicted model, not a curated record